Messenger RNA from Selaginella moellendorffii, 489 nucleotides. RefSeq names its product probable (S)-N-methylcoclaurine 3'-hydroxylase isozyme 2. Gene Ontology annotation, molecular function: monooxygenase activity; heme binding; iron ion binding. The transcript has a single exon. Bases 1 to 489 code for a protein of 162 amino acids. The record is from RefSeq and is a predicted model, not a curated record. NCBI's taxonomy places the organism in Eukaryota, Viridiplantae, Streptophyta, Lycopodiopsida, Selaginellales, Selaginellaceae.
AUGGUGGAAGAGAGGGACAUUCCUAAGCUUCCCUAUCUGCAAGCAAUCGUUAAAGAAUCACUCAGACUUCAUCCACCAGGACCUUUGCUCUUACCUCGAGAAUGCUCCAAAACUUGCAAAGUGAUGGGCUACAAAAUCCUGGAAACUACUACUUUAAUGGUGAAUGCAUAUGCAAUUGGAAGAGACCCAAAAGUUUGGAAGGAGCCCCUUAAGUUCAAACCCGAGAGGUUCUUGGAUCACAACUGCUUUGAUGUUGGUGGCAACAACUUGGAGGUUAUUCCAUUUGGAGCAGGAAGCAGGGCUUGUCCUGGAAUAUCUAUAGCAUUCUCCAUACUUCACUUGACGCUGGCAAACUUGGUUCAUGCUUUUCACUGGAGACUGCCUGCUGGAGUGGUGCAUAUUGACACAAGAAACGAGAAAUAUGGACUCACUGUGACCCUAGCAAAGAAGCUGGAAGCCAUCCCUCUCUCCAAAACUAAGUCAUGCUAG